CAGGACGUAUUUGGGCAAGUGCUUCAGUGCCGCACUGGCCACUGCUUUAUAGGCGAGUACUACCACCAGUUCCUUCCCGCUGAGCCCGAUGACUGCCCUUGUGGCCAUCCCACCCAGACACGCGCCCAUAUUCUCCAGGACUGCCCCCGGUACGCGCCGCACCGGCACGUCCUCCGGGCGGCGAGCCGGACGAUCGACCUGCCCACCAUCUUGGGCACCAAAGACGGGAUCACAGCGCUCGCGACGUUCAUCGCGCGCAGCGGGGCCUUCACGAAGACGGGCCCGCCCCGCCCCGCCCCUGCGGAGGAGGCGACGGAGGCGCAGGACGCCGAGGACGCGGCGGAUGACGACCCUGGCGACGAG
Messenger RNA from Postia placenta MAD-698-R-SB12, 363 nucleotides. RefSeq lists its product as hypothetical. The record is from RefSeq and is a predicted model, not a curated record. The transcript has a single exon. Lineage: Eukaryota; Fungi; Basidiomycota; Agaricomycetes; Polyporales; Adustoporiaceae. The annotation marks the transcript as partial.